AUGGCUCCUCGAACUAAUAAGAAAUCCUCCCGAGUCCUCACUUUCAUCGAAGGCACCUUCGAAGUGUUCGGCAAAUGGAAAUUCGCCCAUGAUAUGCGUCGCUGGGAACUGAGUCGUCACAAGAGAACUGUCUCUCCUGUCCUGGGACCUUGGUUCGGUACCCUUCUUGCGCUGGAUGCCCGUCUGCGGGAGAUCACCGAGCGCCAGGCGGUUGUAGAGGAGCAGUAUGAGAAUAUGAAAGUGGAGAUCAACUGGAUUGCCAAUGGUCAAGAGGAGGUGCGGGGAUGGGAGAAGCAGCUGAGCGAAUGGAGGGCCGAGUUAAAGUCCCUGCAUCAGCAGUACUGGUCUCUGGAGUAUGAUAUCUAUGACCAGGAAGCAGUGUGUCCCGCUCCGGCUAUUCGGCGCGCUUUUGUCGCUUUUCGGGAGAAUCCCGAGCGGUAUCUGUUUCCCUGGCUUUGCGAGGACUGUGCGGGGAGAGGAGGGGAUUGUGGUCUUAUCUGUGAGUGUGGUGAGAGGGCACACGCUCAGACCAAGAGGGAGUGUGGCUGCGGUCGCAAGGCUCGUGGAUUUGAUUUGGAUGCGGAGAUGCGGAAAUUAUGCGGUCCUUCCUUUGACUUGAGUGGUCUCCCUCGCGAGACGUUCAGUCUCUAUCUAAUGCGGGCUUAUGUCUGGGGUCGAGGCGAUGCUGAUGCCCCGUCGUGUGUGGGAUCCUCCGAGAAGCUGGAGUUCUAG
Penicillium riverlandense is the source of this 732-nucleotide messenger RNA. RefSeq lists its product as uncharacterized. Bases 1 to 732 code for a protein of 243 amino acids. The record is from RefSeq and is a predicted model, not a curated record. NCBI's taxonomy places the organism in Eukaryota, Fungi, Ascomycota, Eurotiomycetes, Eurotiales, Aspergillaceae. The transcript has a single exon.